Messenger RNA from Sodiomyces alkalinus F11, 1517 nucleotides. Its product is annotated as CRAL/TRIO domain-containing protein. The transcript is spliced from 2 exons. Bases 282 to 1307 code for a protein of 341 amino acids. Lineage: Eukaryota; Fungi; Ascomycota; Sordariomycetes; Glomerellales; Plectosphaerellaceae. Gene Ontology annotation, molecular function: phosphatidylinositol transfer activity. The record is from RefSeq and is a predicted model, not a curated record.
AUCCUUUCCUGCAGUGUAUUUUUAUUUUUAUUUUUAUUCUUGCAUCUGUUUUCUUCUUUCCUUCUUCUUUCCCAGGCUCACUUUAUCUGCUGCAGAGCUUUGUCGAGGACCUGUGGGUUAAAUUUGCUGUAUAACCUCCGGGAUCUUCCUUUCCGUCUGACAUCAUCUGCAGCAUCGCAUACCUAGACACCAGCGACUUUUUCACUAGAAGCUCGCGAAUUUUGCAUGAGACACGACCGCCACUUCUAAUCUCCAUCCUCCGCUCCACGUCAACUCACACAAUGGCCCUCAAGACGCCCCUCUUAGCUCCCACGCCAGAGAGCGUCCCCCCACCGCGUCCGCCCCUGACCGCCGACGAAAAGGUCAAGUACGAGUGGCUCCUCGAACGCGCCCGUUCCUGGACCGAAAUCAAGACCACGUCCCCGGAGAAGACCGGCCCCAUCACCGACGCGGAACGCCAAUGGCUGACGCGCGAAUGCUUGCUCCGCUACCUGCGCGCGACCAAGUGGCAGCAGACCGAGUCCGAGCGCCGCCUCCUGGACACGCUCGCCUGGCGCCGCGACUACGGCGUCGCCCCGGACGCCACCGUGACCGCGGACCACGUGAGCCCCGAGUCGGAGACGGGCAAGCAGAUCCUCCUCGGCUUCGACCGCGAGGGCCGCCCUUGCCACUACCUGAACCCAGGGCGCCAGAACACGGAGGCGUCGCCGCGGCAGGUCCAGCAUCUUGUGUUCAUGGUGGAGCGCGUCAUCGAGCUCAUGCCGCCCGGCCAGGAGACCCUCGCGCUGCUCAUCAACUUCAAGACGAGCAAGAGCCGCUCGAACACCGCCCCUUCUAUUAGCUUGGGCCGCGAGGUGCUCAGUAUUCUGCAGACUCAUUACCCGGAGCGCCUUGGUAAGGCUCUCAUCAUUAAUGUUCCCUGGGUCGUCUGGGGCUUCUUCAAGCUCAUCACGCCCUUCAUCGACCCGUUGACCCGCGAGAAACUCAAGUUCAAUGAGGAUAUGCGCCAGUACGUCCCCAAGGAGCAGCUUUGGGCCGAGUUCAGCGAUGGCUCAUUGGAAUUCGAGUACGAUCACUCCGUCUACUGGCCCGCGCUGGUCAAGCUGUGCGAAGAGAAGCGUGCUUCUCGGACGGAGCGCUGGAUCGCGGGCGGUAAGCACAUUGGCGAGUACGAGGACUACCUUGCCGGAGGCCGCGCGACUGGGUUGGCUGCCGAGAAGGGGCAGAGUUCCGCGGGUUCCGAUGAGAAGGCCGAUGUCCUGGCGGCAGCUGCUCCUAGCACAGAGGCGGCCAAGGCCGAGUCCUGAGGAGGUUCUAUACAGUAAUUUUACGGGAAACAAAACAAUAAUAGAAUAGAGGCUAUGAUUUAUGUACAAUAAUAAUCACGUAAGCAUGCGAAAUUUCAUAUAGACCCUAGAAAGUUAGUUGAGAUGAAAAGCCGGAGAUGGUGUACGGGCGGGAAUCAAAACAUAGCCCUCCAUUAUAUGGCCCUAUACACUUAAAUCAUUACUACGCGC